GAAAGUUUACUUUGAUGCAGCCUUCCCUUUUUCUAUCCCUUCAAAAUAUCGUUACUGCUUCUUUGUGUUUCAAAGGAUGUGAAUUUGUCGCGUGUGAUCUACGAUAACUUCGUCUCGAAUCUAUUAGGUCUUCCCAAGUUGAUGGAAUCUCAUAGAAUGAAGGCGGUGGAGCGCAUUCAGGAAGGUAACUUUGAUUA
Molecule: messenger RNA, 197 nt
Organism: Blastocystis hominis
Lineage: Eukaryota; Bigyra; Opalinata; Blastocystidae
Exons: 2
Coding region: 15-107 (30 amino acids)
Source: RefSeq, a predicted model, not a curated record